CUGAUGAAGAAUUUGAUGAACUGUGUUUUGAAUUUGGCCUGGAACUCGAUGAAAUUACUUCUGAGAAGGAAAUAAUAAGUAAGGAACAAGGCAAUGUCAAGGCACAGGGGGCCUCCGAUGUUGUUCUUUACAAAAUUGAUGUCCCUGCCAAUAGAUACGAUCUCCUAUGUCUGGAAGGAUUGGUUCGAGGACUUCAGGUUUUCAAAGAAAGGAUAAAAGCUCCAGUGUAUAAACGGGUUAUGCCUAGUGGAGAAAUCCAGAAAUUGGUUAUGACAGAACAGACAGCUAAAGUACGUCCUUUUGCAGUAGCAGCAGUUCUCCGAAAUAUAAAGUUUACUAAAGAUCGAUAUGACAGCUUCAUCGAACUUCAAGAGAAGUUACAUCAGAAUAUUUGCAGGAAAAGAGCCUUGGUUGCUAUUGGUACUCAUGAUUUGGACACUGUGUCAGGGCCAUUCACUUACACUGCAAAGCGUCCUUCAGACAUCAAAUUCAGACCCUUAAAUAAGACCAAGGAAUAUACAGCUUGUGAACUGAUGAACAUAUAUAAGACUGACAACCAUCUUAAACAUUAUUUACAUAUCAUAGAGAGUAAACCCUUGUACCCAGUUAUCUAUGAUAGUAAUGGAGUCGUUCUUUCAAUGCCUCCAAUCAUCAAUGGGAAUCAUUCUAAAAUAACAGUAAAUACUCGAAAUGUAUUUAUCGAAUGCACAGGAACUGACUUUACUAAGGCAAAAAUUGUUCUUGAUAUUAUUGUCACCAUGUUCAGUGAAUAUUGUGAGAAUCAGUUUACGGCUGAAGCAGCUGAGGUAGUUUUUCCCAAUGGAAAAUCAUAUAUCUUUCCAGAACUGCCUUACCGAAAGGAGAUGGUGAGAGCUGAUCUAAUUAACAAAAAAGUUGGAAUCAGAGAAACUCCAGAAAAUCUUGCCAAGCUUCUGACCAGGAUGUAUUUAAAGUCCGAAGUCAUAGGCGAUGGGAAUCAGAUUGAGAUUGAAAUCCCUCCGACCAGAGCUGACAUUAUGCAUGCCUGUGAUAUUGUAGAAGAUGCAGCUAUUGCUUAUGGAUAUAACAACAUUCAGAUGACUCUCCCGAAAACAUACACCAUAGCUAAUCAACUUCCACUUAAUAAGCUUACGGAACUUCUCAGACAUGACAUGGCAGCGGCUGGAUUCACUGAAGCACUUACUUUUGCUCUGUGUUCUCAAGAGGACAUUGCUGAUAAACUUGGUUUGGAUAUCUCUGCAACAAAGGCAGUCCACAUAAGUAACCCGAAAACAGCGGAAUUCCAGGUGGCACGCACUACCCUUCUUCCAGGCCUGUUAAAGACCAUAGCAGCAAAUAGGAAGAUGCCCCUUCCUCUGAAACUGUUUGAAAUCUCUGACAUUGUAAUAAAAGACUCUAGCAGAGAUGUAGGUGCAAAAAACUGCAGGCAUCUCUGUGCCGUGUACUACAACAAGAACCCCGGGUUUGAGAUAAUCCACGGGCUGUUGGACAGAAUUAUGCAGCUGCUCGAUGUGCCUCCCGGACAAGGGAAGGGCGGCUACGUGAUCAAGGCAGCAGAUGGCCCUGCUUUCUUCCCCGGGCGCUGUGCUGAGAUCUUUGCCAGGGGUCAGAGCGUUGGGAAGCUCGGAGUCCUUCAUCCUGACGUCAUCACCAAAUUUGAGCUGACCAUGCCUUGUUCCUCUCUGGAAAUCAAUAUCGAGCCCUUUCUGUGAAGAUGAUCUUCUGUCUGCCAUCCCUUCCCGAGUGCCCCUCUCUCCUCCCCUGGUAGCCUUUAGUCACUCCUCCACCGGGAGCAGCCAUUUGUGCUUUAAUGUUUAAUAAAGUAAAAAGCACUGAC
Messenger RNA from Tupaia belangeri chinensis (Chinese tree shrew), 1837 nucleotides. It is a transcript of the gene FARSB, whose product is annotated as phenylalanyl-tRNA synthetase subunit beta. Gene Ontology annotation, molecular function: RNA binding; magnesium ion binding; ATP binding. Lineage: Eukaryota; Metazoa; Chordata; Mammalia; Scandentia; Tupaiidae. The record is from RefSeq and is a predicted model, not a curated record. Gene Ontology annotation, biological process: phenylalanyl-tRNA aminoacylation. Gene Ontology annotation, cellular component: cytoplasm; phenylalanine-tRNA ligase complex.